Molecule: messenger RNA, 2601 nt
Organism: Gadus macrocephalus (Pacific cod)
Lineage: Eukaryota; Metazoa; Chordata; Actinopteri; Gadiformes; Gadidae
Exons: 4
Coding region: 1174-1887 (237 amino acids)
Source: RefSeq, a predicted model, not a curated record
AACCAUUGGAAAGCCGAGGAUGUGGUUGUUCAUAUCCUCUUCCUCCAACCUUUUUAUUGCCCCUCUAAUUUCCAUCUGUCUGUUGAUGCAUCUUCAGUUACAUUCCUACCUUUCCUCCCGAUGUAACGUCGUGUGUGACUCCUCUAUUCCCUCCUCUGCUGGGAUCUACCUAUAGAUGGGUAGCAUCUCAUUUCUCUGUCAGCCCGGUAUGUUGUUCGUGGCCAUCAGUCCUCUUCUCUGGGUCCACCAGGGCGUCAGGCCUUUCUUCAAUACUAUUCGCCCUUUUUCUUUUUUGUUUUAUCUCGAAACAGUGCUGCAGAUAGAUGAAGAAGAAACGCAAGAGGGGGAGGAUGAGAAACCAAGAGAGAGAGGUAGAAAGAGAGAGAGAGAGCUAGAGAGAGAGAGAGAGGUAGAAGGAGAUGGAGAGAGAGAUGGAGACCAAGGUAGAGAGAGAUAUAGGGAGAGAAGGGUAAAAAGAGAGAGAGAGAGAUAGAUAGAUAAAGAGGGAGGUAAAGAUAGGUAGAAAGAGAAAUAGAGAGAGAGAGAGAGAGAGAGAGAGGGAGAGAGGCAGUGAAGAAGAGGAUGUGGGAAUGUGUUAGUGAGUUGUAAUGCAGUGUGAUUCCGGGUGAGGAGCUCAGGGAGGCAGGAAUAAAAGGGAAUUUGAUUAAGGAUUCUCUCUGUGGAGAGAGGCUCUCAGCCUCGGAGCUGUUAGACAGAAACGAUCGGCAAAGUGGCUACAUCAACCCUGACAGCCCGGGCCUGCUCCCUCCACAUGGUCCACCGGCACCGCGCACACAGGAGACUCAACAACCGGACUGGCCAUGCACCAGUCCCACUGCUUCAAGCACUACUCUCUAUAAAGCUGAUUCAAUAACACCAGGCCAAACAGCAGACAAAAUGGGAGCUUGAUUAUAGUCAGUUAUAUUGACAAAGGACUAGCACAAAUCAAAUGGAGAUCCUUUUUUCUAUGGUCUAAAAUUGCCACGGUUUGAACUGUAAUACUCAUCCAAAGGGAGAGGAAGUAGAGCCAUAAGUGUCCCUUUUAAACCCCCUGAAGCUGAGGAGGAGGCUGGAGGUGAGAAUGAAGACGACACAGAAAACGAAAGUGAAAGAGAAAGCACAUCGAUACCCACCACUGCCAACACAGAGGGAGAAAGCUCAACCACGGCUACCAUGGAACCUCCACAAGAGUCCGCCCGGUACACCAGCGCCCCUACCUGGGGCGGAGAACCAGAGCUCAGUUCUCGAACCCUUACAGACGUAGCAGGGUCGUCUUCCACACUAGCUGUUGGCGUGGAGGGCUCGACCCCAGCCGACACAGAGACACAGACUAUGUCUUCUAGCACCUCCACGGUAUCUCAGACCUCAUCUGUCACUGGGACAGAGUCCCCCGGACCUCUACAACCCCCCACAGUCGGGGGUCCUUCCUCAUCUUUACCGCCCAUCCCCUCAGAGGAGAACAAUCCCACCAUAUCCACCAGACCAGGCCAGUCUACACGCCCAGAGCCAAUCACCAGGCAGGAGUCGGAGCUGGUGGAUCCACUUGUCAAACUAGUGACCAAACCUUUCCUGGUUGCUUCUGGAGAGCUACCUUCUCCACAGGCUGAAGAGACUAAACUACCUCCAGGACGAUCUGAAUCGUCCACACGUCCUGUCCCACAAGAGACCAAUCUAAAUGCUGUUCCAAGUUUGCUCGAAACCAAACUGUCAGAGUCAAGGCUGGAAGAGAAAGAGGUGCUUACUGUCCCUCUGACACAUGGAGGAGAGGGGAGCGACACGGGAGCGACACACAGCUCCUCUGGGAGGAGUGAGGAGCAGGACGCCGCCCAGGAGGAGGAGGGGAGGGAGAAGAAGAAAGGUACUCACAGGAGCGGAGCUGCCUGCUAGGGUUAGCGUAGUGUAGUUCCCCUUCAAUAGUUCUGAGGAAAUACAAUGUUGUUGUAAUAAUGCUGCUUAUAAGCUGCUAUCUUUGUAUCUAUAUAUCUAUCCACCCAUCUCUAACUAUCUAUCUCUUUCUCUGUAUCUAUCUUUAUUUAUAUAUCCAUCCCUAUCUAUCUUUCUAUUUCUAUCCUUCUAUUUCUAUCGAUCUAUCUGAAGUAUCUAUUUAUCUAUCCAUAAAUCUAGAUCUAUUUAUCUAUCUAUCAAUCUAUCUGCUGUAUCUACCUGUUUAUAUCUGCAGUAUCUAUCUAUCUACAGUAUCUACCAGUUUAUGUCUGCAGUAUCUAUCUAUCUACUGUAUCUACCUGUUUAUGUCUGCAGUUUCUAUCUAUCGACAGUUUAUAUUAGAAUACUUGUGGGCUUCCUAGAGCUUGACCUACAAGGCCUAACCUGUUUGCAGACAGCAGCUGGUGCUAGAACAGAGCCCGUGGUUUAUAGCUGCUAGUUUCCCAUGGCCCUCUGUUAGCUCUGCCCUCUCCAUAACACCCAGCACCGCGCCCACAGGCUCAGCCGCGUGUGAGUAGAAUAGUGCCGUAGGUGCCGGCAGACGACUCCAGCAGAGUGUUAAACCUCAGAUUCCUUUAAUCCCUGAAGGGCUUCUGGGGCUCUUGAUCUCGGGAGGGCCCGAGGCCAGACAGUUGUUUGGAAUCAUAUACGACGAAU